AUGACAAAUGGUUUCACCCAACAGCCUCAACAAGGACUUCUUCCACAUGAGAGAGGUCUUUAUACGUCUCCUGAUCCAAAAGUUGCUAGUGGAUACGGUGCUACUCAGGAUGGAUACAGAGUAAAGCCUGGUGUGGUUCUAGCCGUAUCCAUUCCAAGCAAAACACCGCAUGUCAUUACCAGUACAUCUAUGGCACAUCGGACAAAGAUCAAAAAUGAAACGGAUGUUAUGAAUAGAAACUUUGGUAAAGGUAAUUAUUCUGUAACUGGUCCACAAUCCUCUCAAAAUCGUGCACCAGAGACCAUCACUCAAUUUCCUAUUGCCAGCAAAACAAAAUCACAAAAAUUACCAAAGCAACCAACGCUAGAUACUAUGGGCAAUUUUGAACCGGGAAGUGAUAUUCGGCGUAAACAUCAAGUUAAAUAUACUCAUGAAGUGGUGUCUGUCGAAAGAUUCUAUCACAAUCCUGUACCGGAGAAAGCAACCAUUACAAAAUUUCAGAGCAUCAGUCUCAAGAGUGCAAAACCAGUGAUUAAAAGAAAAAAACAGUCACCCCAUUAA
Molecule: messenger RNA, 561 nt
Organism: Ambispora leptoticha
Lineage: Eukaryota; Fungi; Glomeromycota; Glomeromycetes; Archaeosporales; Ambisporaceae
Source: the annotation of a GenBank genome assembly